CCAAUCCGUCCAUCAUGAGCUCCCUUCGCAUUGCCAGAGCCGCCCUCCGCGCGAGGCCCGCCGCCAUCGCCCGCCCCCUCCAGCGAAGAGGCUACGCCGAGGUCGCCUCGGACAAGAUCAAGCUCUCCCUAGCUCUUCCGCAUCAGUCCAUCUUCAAGUCACACGAUGUCGUCCAGGUCAACCUCCCCGCGGAAACCGGUGAUAUGGGUGUUUUGGCAAACCACGUCGCCUCGAUCGAGCAGUUGAAGCCCGGCCUAGUUGAGAUCAUCGAGGAGCAGGGCGGCAACAAGCAGUUCUUCCUCUCGGGUGGAUUCGCCGUUGUGCAGCCAAACUCUGUGCUCAGCAUCAACGCCGUCGAGGGCUACCCACUGGAGGACUUCAGCGCCGAGGCCGUCAGGAACCAGAUCGCUGAGGCUCAGAAGAUUGCCAGCGGAAGCGGCAGCGAGACCGACAUUGCCGAGGCCAAGAUUGAACUCGAGGUCCUCGAGAGCCUGCAGGCGGCAUUGAAGUAAAUGUGUAAAUAGCGUUCCCUAGGCAGCACGUGUGAUGUAUAGUAUCGGGUGGAGCACGCGUGCUUUCCGUCUGCAAAAGAUAGAAGGUGCUUCUCGAGCCAUGCCAAACACUUCAGUUCAUUGUUGAU
Molecule: messenger RNA, 640 nt
Organism: Cucurbitaria berberidis CBS 394.84
Lineage: Eukaryota; Fungi; Ascomycota; Dothideomycetes; Pleosporales; Cucurbitariaceae
Product: epsilon subunit of F1F0-ATP synthase N-terminal domain-containing protein
Exons: 5
Coding region: 15-512 (165 amino acids)
Biological process (GO): proton motive force-driven ATP synthesis
Molecular function (GO): proton-transporting ATP synthase activity, rotational mechanism
Source: RefSeq, a predicted model, not a curated record